This is a messenger RNA of Protopolystoma xenopodis, 465 nucleotides long. Lineage: Eukaryota; Metazoa; Platyhelminthes; Monogenea; Polystomatidea; Polystomatidae. The record is from the annotation of a GenBank genome assembly.
AUGAACCCCAGAAAGCCUAUUUUGGCAACUGCGGCUUCCAAUUCUGCUCAUAUACCCACAGCUAUUAUAAAUACGACGACAGCAGCUCUGGCGGAUACCGCUGAUGUUGCAGCAACAACCGCCAUAGUGACAGCUGCAGAACCAAAUGGCAUGAGCGCAACCAUAAACCCAGCUCCAAUGGUAGCUGUAACCAAAGCCGCACACGUUAGGGCAUAUCGGAUGGACAUGCCCAAUGGAGGACCUGAUUGCCCAAGAUUUGAGGCUAGCGGCCGUGGCCAAGGUAUCUCGGAAAAACGGUUAAUUCAUCGACGCGUAAACCAGAUAAAACGACACUGCAAGAAAGCGCGCGGCAGGCCAUUCUGCGCCAUCUGCGGCGACACUUGCCAGUCAGGAUGGUGGCCUACUGAACUCCAAAGAAAGGCUCGACAAGUAUUUAAUUAUGUAUAUGUAUAUAUAAGCUUUUGA